Dichomitus squalens LYAD-421 SS1 is the source of this 3000-nucleotide messenger RNA. RefSeq lists its product as uncharacterized. The record is from RefSeq and is a predicted model, not a curated record. The transcript is spliced from 10 exons. Bases 1 to 3000 code for a protein of 999 amino acids. Gene Ontology annotation, molecular function: ATP binding; ATP-dependent chromatin remodeler activity; DNA binding. NCBI's taxonomy places the organism in Eukaryota, Fungi, Basidiomycota, Agaricomycetes, Polyporales, Polyporaceae. Gene Ontology annotation, cellular component: nucleus.
AUGGAGGAUGCGGAGGAGGGUGAUCGUCCGGCGAAGAGGCUGAAUACAGGGCAGACCAACUCGCGCGACCCUAUCGACUUCCUCUCACCCCCGUCGCCUGAGGUCCGCAUAGCCGGUCAGCGGCCGGCUGGACCGAACACGUCAUUAUCAUCUAUUUCUCUCUCAUCCGACGACUCCUUCCCGGACGCGAAGGACUUCGUGAACGAUGCACCCCAGUCUAGGAUCGUUCGCGGCCAGCGCGUGCCCGAGGAGAAGCCAUCACCGGUGUCCUCUGCUCAUGCCAACGACGACGAAGGUCAAUUCACCAGAUUCCGGCUCACACAAAUUGAGCAUGACACCGAGUUCGUCCGCGCGGCGUGGAAGGAGGCUGGUGGUGAUGUCCCUAAGGCCUCUGCGCUCCUGAAUGACCCAUCGUGGAAACCCCCGGCAAAGACCCCGCCACCGAAGGAGCCUGACCCACCGACAGAGACAGGAAGGGUGAAAGAGGUUCUGGAGGCGAACAGGGCGCAGCGGCUUGCGGUCAAGGAGAAGGGUAAGAAGUCCAUGAUCUACAAGAGCCGUCUCGUCGACGGCAAGCCCACGAGCGAUGCCGGCCCCUCCACUCCACCGCCUUCCAAGGGACCACCCAUCAUCAUCGACUCGCCCUUUAGUCCCGAAAUUGGUAGGCCUCUCAAACGGCUGAAGCGCAAGGUCGUCGACUCGGACUCCGAGGCCGACUUCGUGGACAGCGAUGAGGAGGACGAUGUCCAUGUCCGCAAGACCAGCUCGGAUGAGCAGCGUGCUUUGGAGUAUUACAACGAGACAACAGCGGAAGGCUUGCAGGAAUUAACGGGCUGUACGCCUGCGCAAGCCAACAAGAUCAUCGAGCUCCGACCGUUCACUUCCGUGGACGACCUGAACGCCAAGCUAGGCCAGGGCAAAAAGAAGGCUGGCCCCGCUGGGAUAAGCCCGCGUAUGUUUGAGGAUAGCGCCACUAUCUUCGAAGGUUAUGGCAGGGUGGAUAGCAUACUUGAGGAUUGCGAGGGUAUCGGUGCGGAACUCAAGAAGGAGAUCGCGAGUUGGACCCACGGAAAGUCCGCCAAGGGUAAACAACGCGAGUUGGCUCAGGCCUCGCGCGACACUUCCGUGGCGACAGAAGAUGGCGCUAUCACCCUCACGCAUGUCGAAGUCCCAGCCCAAAAGCCGAAGUACUACAUGACGACUCAGCCAUCGUUGCUCCAGCCAGGUGUCACGCUGAAGGAAUAUCAACUGAUCGGCGUCAACUGGUUGAGUCUUCUCUAUCAAAAGAGACUCAGCUGUAUCCUUGCGGACGAGAUGGGUCUCGGGAAGACUGUUCAAGUCAUCAGCUUCUUUGCCCAUCUCAAGGAACGAGGUCGCGGUGGACCUCAUCUCAUCGUGGUGCCCUCGUCGACGCUGGAGAACUGGUGUCGCGAGUUCCAGAAGUUCGCCGGGGACAACAUCCACGUCGAGACGUACUAUGCCGAUAAGAACGACCGUCCUCAGCUACGUGACAUGCUUAAUAACAGCGUCGUUACGAAGAAGGCUGGUGGCUGGAACGUCCUCAUCACUACAUACAACCUUGCCCAAGGCGAUGACCAUGACCGCAAGUUCUUCCGUAAGAUCGAUUGGGAUACCUGCGUUUAUGACGAAGGCCACGUUCUCAAGAACUUUCAGUCCCAGCGGUACCAAGCCCUCUUGCGCUACAAGGCGCGGUGGCGGUUACUCCUCACGGGAACCCCUUUGCAGAACAACUUACAGGAGCUAGUCUCGUUGAUGAACUUCAUCCUCCCCGACCAAUUUGCGGACGAUCUCGACUCCCUACGAGCCGUCUUCAAGACGAAGGGUGACUCAAAGGUGACGCUGCUUGCUCAGCAGCGUGUGUCGCGAGCAAAGAAGAUGAUGACGCCAUUCGUUCUCCGGCGUCGAAAGGAUCAAGUACUCCAAGAUCUGCCCAAAAAGACCGAGCGUAUAGAGUGGUGCGAUAUGACCCCGCUCCAGAAGUCCAUCUACAACGAUGCGCUGCAGCGGUCCCGGAAGACCAUCUUCGACCUCGAGACCAACGGCGCGGAGACGCCCGCAGCCGCGGCUACGAACGGUCGCGGGAAGCCGGUGAAGAAGAAGACACGGGCGACCGCGCGGACGAAGGACAAGAUGUACCUCGAAAAUAGCGCAAACGUGCUCAUGGAUUUGCGCAAAGCAGCGUCACACCCAAUGCUGUUCCGAAGACGGUUUACAAACGAUGCGCUCUCUGGGAUGGCCAGGCUUCUGUUGAAGGAGCCGGACUUCAAGAAGCGCGGCGCGCUAUUUGAACUCGUCAAGGAGGACAUGGAAGUUAUGACGGACGCUGAGCUGCAAGCGUUCUGUGCGACGUACAAGUGUCUUCGCAAAUAUCUCCUGAACGAAGACUGCUAUUAUGAGGCCGGCAAGAUCAAGGUUUUGAUAAACCUUCUCGAGCAGUACCAGAAGCAAGGCCGUCGGAUGUUGAUAUUUUCACAGUUCACUCAGAUCUUGGACAUACUCGAAAAAGUCCUGGAGCUCAAGAAGAUCAAGUACCUCGUCUUGACAGGUUCAACGCCUGUCGAUGUGCGUCAGUCUCUAGUCGACGAGUUUACCGAGGACGAAUCAAUCCCUGUCUUCCUGCUAUCGACCAAGGCGGGUGGUAUGGGUAUCAACUUGACUGCUGCGAGUGUGGUCAUCAUGUUUGACCAAGAUUUCAACCCACACAAUGACAAGCAAGCCCAAGAUCGUGCCUACCGUAUCGGUCAGAAGCGUGAUGUCGAGGUGGUGAAGCUCAUCACUAAGGGUUCGAUCGAGGAGGACAUGCUCGCCCUGGGACAAAUGAAGCUCGCACUGGACGAGGCUGUAGCGGGCGAGGAGACUGAAGAGCGGGUCGAGCAUGAGAUGAAGGUGUCGCUCAUGAACGCGGUGCGGAAGAAGAUCGUGACAGACGACCCCGAGUCAAACGACGCUCAGCCAGUAGAGGAAGCCGCCGAGGACUAA